Erigeron canadensis is the source of this 1389-nucleotide messenger RNA. Its product is annotated as probable isoaspartyl peptidase/L-asparaginase 3. The coding region runs from base 107 to 1192 and encodes 361 amino acids. Gene Ontology annotation, biological process: protein deglycosylation. Gene Ontology annotation, molecular function: N4-(beta-N-acetylglucosaminyl)-L-asparaginase activity. The record is from RefSeq and is a predicted model, not a curated record. The transcript is spliced from 7 exons. Lineage: Eukaryota; Viridiplantae; Streptophyta; Magnoliopsida; Asterales; Asteraceae.
UCAUACAAACAUAAAGAUUUCACCUUGAUAAAGUCGUUAUAGUAAUGUGAAUAAUGGCAAAAUCCAUCUCCAGAAACUGAAAUCAUUUGGUAAACGCUCCAAUCCAAUGCAACGGCGGAGUAAAUCAACGGCAGCCGUCGUGUUGCCUCUUUUUCUCAUCAUCCCACUUUUCUCCACGGUAACAGGACAUGAGGUUGAGAGUUCAAGUAAGUUUCCCUUAGUAAUCAGCACAUGGCCUUUUUUAGAAGCUGUUAGAGCUGGAUGGAAGGCUAUCAAUGCUGGAUUAUCUUCUGUCGAUGCGGUUGUGGAAGGUUGUUCCGUUUGCGAAGUACUUAGAUGUGAUGGCACGGUUGGACCUGGUGGAAGCCCGGAUGAGAAUAGUGAAUCUACAAUCGAUGCUUUAAUCAUGAAUGGGGCAACAAUGGAGGUUGGAGCUGUUGGUGCCAUGAGAUAUGUGAAAGAUGGCAUAAAAGCUGCAAAGUUGGUAAUGCUCUACACAGAACACACCAUGCUUGUGGGUGAUCAAGCCUCGGCCUUUUCCAUUUCAAUGGGUCUUCCAGGGCCUUCUAAUCUUAGCUCAACUGAAUCCAUGGAAAAGUGGAGUAAAUGGAGAGAAGAUCAAUGUCAGCCUAAUUUUAGGAAAAAUGUUGUACCUACCAACAGCUGUGGUCCUUAUCAUCGAAAAAAAGAUGUAAUUCUUGGUGAGAGGACACAUUUGGUGGACGAUGAUGUGGAAAAUAUUCUGAUGAAAUCAUCUCAUGUGAAUUUUCACAACCAUGACACGAUAUCCAUGACAAUAUUUGAUAAAUCUGGACACAUUGCUGUUGGUACAUCCACCAAUGGUGCUAGUUUUAAGAUCCCUGGCAGGGUUGGUGAUGGACCGAUCGCUGGAUCUUCUGCAUAUGCAGAUGAUGAAGUUGGAGCUUGUGGUGCAAGUGGUGAUGGUGAUAUAAUGAUGCGUUUCCUACCAUGUUAUCAAGUGGUGGAAAGUAUGCGAUUAGGAAUUGAGCCAAGGCUUGCUGCCAAAGAUGCAAUAUCACGAAUAGCAAAGAAGUAUCCGAACUUUGUGGGCGCUAUCUUUGCAGUUGACAAGAACGGCACACAUGCUGGUGCAUGUUAUGGAUGGACGUUCCAGUACUCUGUCAGAGGCCCAAAUAUGGAUGAUGUGGAGGUUUUCACUGUAUAUCCUUAGCAUGCAGCAUAAAGAUUUUUCUGCAUAAUGCACUAAAUUAGUGUGUCAUUGAUUCUGGUUAUACUUACUGCAAACAUGUUUGAUUUAUUCAAAAUGUCAAAUGAUGUUAUGUCAACGUUAAUGGUCAUUUCUUCUCUAUUGGAAUGUGUUGUGUAAAGUUUGAUCCCAUUUUGUUUUAGUGGAACAUUCUCAGUUUA